Molecule: messenger RNA, 783 nt
Organism: Clonostachys rhizophaga
Lineage: Eukaryota; Fungi; Ascomycota; Sordariomycetes; Hypocreales; Bionectriaceae
Source: the annotation of a GenBank genome assembly
AUGUUGCCGGCCACCCUACUGCCGCUGCUGCUCGUCCCCUCGGCGCGGGCAUGGACCGUCCCGGCCUACAUGGACCUCGCCAGUCCGCCGCGCUGGACGACGGACAUCGGCGAUCAGUACCUGGUCAAGAAUGGCGAGUUCCAGAAGGGGUUCGUCAACGCGGAGGCGUCCUGCAUGCAUAAGCCGGUCCCGACUAAUGUGACGCGCUCCUACUUCCCCAUCACCGGGGGCUCGAUCCGCUUCGACUUUGUCAACUUGACUACCGUUUCGACCGGGGAUGCUUUUCUCAUCGACAUGUACUUCAACGACGACCCGUGGGGGGAGAAUCCGGACUUCAAGUCGGGCUCGUUGAAGCGGAUGCAGUGGUGGAGGGGCUUUGGCAACGGCAUGAGCUGCCAUGUCCCAGUGGAUAUGACUGAGCGAUUGACGGAUCCUACGAAUCAGACGGCAAUUGCGAGUUUAGAGGGGCUCAACGUGACCUUUGCCCUUCAGAUCCAGGACUAUAGAAACAACAGCGGCGUAUUCGAGCAGGUCGAUCAAUGCGCAUACGUGACGUUGACAUCAAAUACGACGUUGAUACCAAACGACACCCUCUCAUCGAGGGAAUUAACUGAAGAGGAGAUGUGUGGCAGAGUGAACCUAGACAAGCUGGGAACCACAACCACUGUAGCGGCUACUCCCUCCGCCACCUCCAAGACUGAGUCCAAAGCGGCCAGACAACUUCCCAUAUCACUUACUGCAUUGUGUGGAUUAUCGACAAUUCUUGUAUAUCUAACGUUUUGA